AUGCGGAAUUCCGCGUGCAUCCUAUACGUUCUCUGCGGGCUGCUAGCAGCAGCAUCGCCAAUCGUGGUGGCAGCAUCAGAGAAAGAAUCUGACGCAGAGCCGAAGGACUUAAGGGUUCAGGAGGACUCCGAAGCUAGAUCUACGCUUCCAGCAGAGACCAUCAUGCCGAUCGCGUCCCCUAGGUCCCCCCGUCGGGGGCUUUCCACGAAGGCAUUUGCUUUUGCGGCUGCACUGGGUGCUUUGGUGCUCAUGGUCGCAGCAGGGGUCACAGUUUCUAUGAGGCGGGAGGCCCCUGGCCCCCCACCUGUGCCUUUGCCGGAAGAACAACCUCCGCCACCCCCUCAACAACCAGAAGAGCUCCCGGAAGUUCUUGCACGCAAGCUUCUUCUUCCAGAGGGCCCAGACAAAACAGCUGCGGCUCGCUUGGUUGGGGCUUUUUUCAAGUAUCUUGACGACAUAGAAAUGCCUAACUCCGUCUUCUCCCCCGUGUCCGUUCUCUCGGUGUUAUCGGUUGUUGCAGAAGGGGCCUCCUGGCCUGUGGAAGAAAGACUGCGCGGAUGGAUCACUGAACCUGCAGUCUACACGCUUCCGGAGGAUCUAGAGGGCUGGCCACACAGGGAUGCCCUCAAGGCGCUGCAGGAUUACUAUGGACCAGAAUCCCCCGUCAUCGACAUGAUAGCCGAGUUGUGCGUGGAUGAAGACAUACGCGACACCCCAGGAUUUGCCGCUUUCGAGAAACGCGUUUCCGAUCGCCUCGGAUACUCCCCGAUUAGAUCUAUGGAUUUUACGCAGGUUGUUCGAACAACGAGCAAGAUUAACGCGAGAGUAAAAACGGUCACAAGGGGGAAAAUAGAAGAAUUUUUACAUGCACCUAUGCUCGUCGGAGCCUCCCUCGUCCUAGUUAACGCCUUUUAUAUGAAGUCGGAGUGGGCUUCAACCUUUCUGCCUGAACUCACAAGGCAAGGGACUUUCAAAGCAUCUACCCCAUUUGGUGUGACAAACAAGCGGGCGAAGUUCAUGGAGCAGGUGCUAAAGCCUGGGUCGUAUCACAUUUACCAGGAAGAGGGAGUAACAGUCCUAGGCCUACCAUACAAAUACCCCGGAGCGGCCAUGUACAUUUACCUACCAGAAGACGCGGAAGAAUUUCGCAUUAAAAUCAAUGAAGACCCUACUCAUCUCAGUAGGCUCGUUGCAAAAGCUCGUGAAGCUUCUGUUUCAGGAACAGGUUCCUCUGCAGCAACCACGCCACUGAAGCUGCGUCUUCCAAAGUUUCAUCUCAAGACCUAUAAAAAUAAAGUAGGUUUAAGUGAUUUGUUAGGUAAUCUGGGACUCGGCGAAUUCCUGCUAUGGGAACAAAGCAUUGCGAACUUGGGGUUGCCACCUGGGGGACGGGUGACGGGCAUUUUUCAUCAAGCGGAUCUGCAGAUUGACGAGGAAGGGACAGAAGCAGCAGCAGCAACAGUUGCGAUGCAGCCAGAGCCAGUCUCUUCAUCUCCAGAUGCUAUUGAGCUGUCGGUUGACCGGACCUUCUUCUUUGAAGUGAGACUGGAACGGGGACCAAGUGCGGAGCAGGAUCUUACUCUCCUCGCAGGAAAAAUCUCCGAUCCCAGUCUUCUACAGUGA
Messenger RNA from Cyclospora cayetanensis, 1623 nucleotides. Its product is annotated as serpin-Z2A. Gene Ontology annotation, molecular function: serine-type endopeptidase inhibitor activity. Lineage: Eukaryota; Apicomplexa; Conoidasida; Eucoccidiorida; Eimeriidae. The record is from RefSeq and is a predicted model, not a curated record. The transcript has a single exon. The coding region runs from base 1 to 1623 and encodes 540 amino acids.